This is a messenger RNA of Encephalitozoon cuniculi GB-M1, 363 nucleotides long. Its product is annotated as rRNA processing protein. The coding region runs from base 1 to 363 and encodes 120 amino acids. Gene Ontology annotation, molecular function: RNA binding. The transcript has a single exon. NCBI's taxonomy places the organism in Eukaryota, Fungi, Microsporidia, Unikaryonidae. Gene Ontology annotation, cellular component: nucleolus. The record is from RefSeq and is marked provisional.
AUGACAGUAGCCCAGACAUACUCGCCGGUCUCUGAUGAAAAGGUGCAGAGCAUACUAAGACUGAUUCAGAGUGCCACAAGGUCAAGGAACAUCAAGAAGGGCAUAAACGAAUCAACGAAGUGCCUCAGUAAGGGGAUUGCCCUCCUUGUUGUCAUAGCAUGCGAUGUAGAGCCACAGGAGAUAACGGCACUUCUGCCCAUAAUAUGCGAGGAUAAGGGGGUUUCCUUUGUCCACGUCCCCUCCAAAGACGCUCUGGGGGUGGCAUGUGGCAUCGAUAGGCCAAUUGCUGCAUGCACAAUCUACUAUCUAAAGGGGGCAGAGCCCUUGCGCUUGGAAGAGAAGAUCAAGGAGGCUCUCAGGUAA